GAUAUAAGGCGGCCAGGAAACAAUGCGCCUGCAGCUCGCGCUCCCGCGCGGAUCUCGGGAGCGUCCUGGCUGCGGUGCGCGAGCGAGGCGCGGGGGCGCGCUCGUGAGUGCGGGCCGCGCGCUUCGUCGCGCGCAUGUGUGUGUGCAGGCUGCCGGGCUGCCGCGAGCCGGCGGGGAGCCUGUCUGCUCCAGGUGGCGGGCGGCGGGAGCGAGGGAGCGGACAUGGACUUCGACUCGUACCAGCACUAUUUCUACGACUACGACUGCGGGGAGGAUUUCUACCGCUCCACGGCGCCCAGCGAGGACAUCUGGAAGAAAUUCGAGCUGGUGCCGUCGCCCCCCACGUCGCCGCCCUGGGGCUCUGGUCCUGGCGCCGGGGACUUAGCCCCCGGGAUUGGUCCCCCGGAGCCGUGGCCCGGUGGGGGCGCCGGGGACGAGGCGGAAUCUCGGGGCCACUCGAAAGCUUGGGGCAGGAACUACGCUUCCAUCAUCCGUCGAGAUUGCAUGUGGAGCGGUUUCUCCGCCCGGGAACGGCUGGAGAGAGCGGUGAGCGACCGGCUGGCCCCUGGCGCGCCCCGGGGGAACCCGCCCAAGACGCCUGCAGCCCCGGACUGCACUCCCAGCCUCGAAGCCGGCAACCCGACGCCCGCCACCCCCUGUCAGCUGGGUGAGCCCAAGACCCAGGCCUGUUCGGGGUCCGAGAGCCCAAGCGACUCGGAGGGUGAAGAAAUCGACGUCGUAACAGUGGAAAAAAGACAGUCUUUAGGUAUACGGAAGCCGGUCACGAUCACAGUGCGGGCAGACCCUCUGGAUCCCUGCAUGAAACACUUCCAUAUCUCAAUCCAUCAGCAACAGCACAACUAUGCUGCCCGUUUUCCUCCAGAAAGUUGCUCCCAAGAAGAAGCCCCAGAAAGGAGUCCCCAGGAAGAGACUAUGGAAAGAGAAGUACACAAGGAGAAGCAAGAUGAGAAGGAUGAAGAGCUUGUGAGCUCCCCACCUGUAGAAAGUGAGGCUCCUCCAUCCUGCCACCCCAGACCUGUCAGUUCUGAUACUGAGGACGUGAGCAAGAGGAAGAACCAUAACUUCUUGGAGCGCAAAAGGCGAAAUGACCUCCGCUCACGGUUCUUGGCCCUGAGGGACCAGGUACCCACCUUGGCCAGCUGCUCUAAGGCCCCCAAAGUAGUGAUCCUCAGCAAGGCCUUGGAAUAUCUGCAAGCCCUUGUAGGGGCUGAGAAAAGGAUGGCUACAGAGAAAAGGCAGCUCCGGUGCCGGCAGCAGCAACUGCAGAAAAGAAUUGCGUACCUCAGUGGCUACUAACUGACCAAAAAGCCUGACUCUUCUCUCUUACAAAGACAUAUGUUUAUAUUUUAACCUCCCUUUCCCCUUUAGUAAUUUGCACAUUUUGGUUAGGGUGGGACAGUCUGAACAGUAGAUCCCAGAAUGCAUUGCAGCCGGUGCACACACAAUAAGGGCUUGCAUUCUUGGAAACCUUGAAACCCAGCUCUCCCUCUUCCCUGACUUAUCAGUGCUUCGUCCUCUCUGGCGCCUUUGGCUUCUCAGCAGGCAGCUGACUGAGGAGCCUGGGGGUCUGCCUAGCUCACUAGCUAGCUCCGAAGAAAAGGCUGACAGAUGCUAUGCAACAGGUGGUGGACGUUGUCAGGGGCUCCAGCCUGCAUGAAAUCUCACACUCCGCUGGAGCUUUAGGCUAGGAAAGGAUGCUCCCACUGAUGUCUCUGGGGGUGAUGCAAGGACAGCUGGGCCUGAACACUCUCUCUGAGGCUCCUUUUUCCAGGAGACACACGAGCUGUCUUGAGUGAAGACAAGCUCGUAGACUUGAUCAACAUGGACCAUUACCUCACUGUCAGACACUUUACAGUAGCUGAGGAGUGCAAACCUUUAAUAUAUUAUUAUGUUAGGCCACACCCCUCCCUCUGCUCUUUUUUUUUUUUUUUUUUUUUUUUUUUUGGUGCUGGGG
Molecule: messenger RNA, 1975 nt
Organism: Heterocephalus glaber (naked mole-rat)
Lineage: Eukaryota; Metazoa; Chordata; Mammalia; Rodentia; Bathyergidae
Gene: Mycl
Product: MYCL proto-oncogene, bHLH transcription factor
Biological process (GO): regulation of DNA-templated transcription
Molecular function (GO): DNA-binding transcription factor activity; protein dimerization activity
Source: RefSeq, a predicted model, not a curated record